This is a messenger RNA of Nymphalis io (European peacock), 6813 nucleotides long. Its product is annotated as fatty acid synthase-like. NCBI's taxonomy places the organism in Eukaryota, Metazoa, Arthropoda, Insecta, Lepidoptera, Nymphalidae. The record is from RefSeq and is a predicted model, not a curated record. The transcript is spliced from 38 exons. Gene Ontology annotation, biological process: fatty acid biosynthetic process. Gene Ontology annotation, molecular function: fatty acid synthase activity; oxidoreductase activity; phosphopantetheine binding. Bases 1 to 6813 code for a protein of 2270 amino acids.
AUGAAGCCUACAAUUGUCGCAAAAGAUAGGCUGACGUUAGGUCAUCGCCUAUCACAUCCAGGGCCUGGUGAAGAAGUUCUGAUUACCGGCAUCUCUGGCAGAUUUCCUGAUUCGGACUCCGUUGUACACUUGCAAGAAAAUCUGUUUAACAAGGUGGACCUCGUAUCAGAGGACGGUCGUCGUUGGAAGCUGUCCCAUCCUGAGAUUCCGCAACGUACUGGAAAAAUCAACGAUGUUAACAAAUUCGACGCCUCCUUCUUCGGCGUUCACUUCAAUCAGGCGCACACCAUGGAUCCAAUGUGUAGAAUACUUUUGGAGAAAACAUAUGAAGCUAUCUUUGACGCUGGUUUAAAUCCUAAUGAGCUGCGAAACACCAAGACUGGUGUGUUCAUGGGUACUUGCUUCUCAGAAUCAGAGAAGACAUGGCUGUAUGAUAAAUCAGAGAUCAACCAGUUUGGAAUUUCUGGCUGCUCCAAGGGCAUGUUAGCAAACCGUAUAUCCUCUUGGCUUGGAGUUACUGGGCCUUCCUACACCAUUGACUCGGGUUGUUCCGGUACUCUGUACGCCUUAGACCAGGCAUUCAAAGCUAUACAUGAGGGUAUUUGUGAUACAGCUAUUGUCGGAGGAUCAAACUUGUGCCUUCAUCCUUACGUGUCACUACACUUCUUUAGAUUGGGUGCAUUAUCAGCUGAUGGGAGAUGUAAGACUUUUGACAACAAUGCAAAUGGUUACGUUCGUUCUGAAGCAAUUGUUGUUUGCAUACUACAGAAAGCCAAGAACUCAAGAAGGGUUUAUGCUCAAGUGCUCUAUACUAAGACUAACUGUGAUGGGUACAAAGAACAAGGUAUUACCCAUCCAUCUUGUGACGCUCAGAAAUUACUGCUCAGAGAAUUUUAUGACGAAUGUUCCAUUUCACCCAGUGACGUAGAGUUUAUAGACGCACACGGAACAGGUACAAAAGCUGGAGAUCCAGUAGAACUUACGGCUCUUGGUGAAGUCUUCUGUAACGGGCGAUCUGAACCUCUUAUGAUUGGUUCUAUUAAGAGUAAUUUGGGACACAGUGAACCAACUGCAGGUCUUUGUUCUAUCGCGAAGCUCUGCAUCGCCUAUACGACAGGAUAUAUUGCUCCAAAUCUAAAUUACAAAGUACCGAGGGAGGGGAUCUCGUUCCUCGCAGAGGGAAAACUUAAGGUUGUGACGGAAAAGCAGCCCUGGAAAAGAGGAAUUUUCGGUAUUAACAGCUUCGGCUUUGGAGGUGCCAACGCACAUAUCUUGUUCAAGAAUGCCGCAAGAUUAAAAGUAAACAAUGGAAUGCCAUCAGAUGAUUUACCUCGUUUGGUGUGCGUAUCGGGUCGCACUGAAUCUGCUGUGGCUAAGAUUCUAGAUGACCUUGAGUUGAAGACUGUUGACGUUGAACUUGUUGGACUUUUACACGCGAUACAUGAUGAGGAUAUCAGUGGCCAUGGUGUUAGAGGAUACACUUUAUUGGAGUCGUCACCAACAAAAAGCGUGCCAUUAGCUCGGAACAUCCAAUACUUCUCCGGUGUUCGUCGUCCAAUGUGCUUCGUAUACUCGGGUAUGGGUUCUCAGUGGGCAGGAAUGGCUACACAACUCAUGAGAAUCCCUGUAUUCGCUGCUGCUGUUGAAAAAUGCAACAACACUCUGAAGCCUAAAGGUAUAAAUUUGACGAAGCUCAUAACGGAUCAAGAUCCUAAGAUAUUUGACAACGUCGUCAACUGCUUCAUCGGUAUCGCCGCUGUUCAGAUCGGUCUCACGGAUGUCUUGAAGGCUGUUGGAAUUAAACCCGACUGCAUUAUUGAUGAUUUAAAAAUAUACAGGGAAAUUAAAUCACCAGAGGAUAUAGAAAUCCUGCAAAGUGACAUCGACAACCUUAGUCCAGUACUAUUUGAGGAGACGGCUCGAAAAAUUCCUGAAAAUGCGAUCACUAUAGAAGUUGCUCCACAUGGCCUACUUCAGGGCAUUAUACGUCAAACUGUCAAGAACGACGUCAUCAACAUUACUUUAACCGAGAAGAAACACCAAGACAAUGUGCAGGUUUUCUUAACGGCUCUGGGCAAGUUGUACGAGGUCGGUUUGAACCUGCAACUAGCUAAUAUCUACCCGACCAUAGAGUUCCCAGUCUCGCAAGGAACCCCGAUGCUUUCUCACCUCGUCGAGUGGGAACACAGUGAGAACUGGUACGUAACGACAUACAGGGCACAAGAGAAGAUGGAUUGUUGUGAGAGGACAGUGAAAAUGUCUAUUAAAAAUGAAAACUACGACUACAUGGUCGGACACGUCGUUGAUGAUCGUAACUUGUACCCUGCAACGGGUUACAUUGUGAUGGUGUGGGAGACCCUCGGUAUAAUGAUGGGAGAGCUGUUCACGGAAGUGUCCGUGGUGUUCGAAGACCUUCGAUUCCAAAGAGCUACAAACAUACCCAAAAAUGGAAACUUAGAGUUCACUGUGAUGAUUCAGAGAGGAAGCGGGCAUUUUGAGGUUAUGGAAAGCGGAGCAUCCAUCGUGACUGGACGUAUUUACGCAAAGAAGAACGUUGGGCACGAUUACCGUGUGCUUCCAGCUGAGCUGGAGGCAACAGGACCCAAUAUUAAACAACUCCUAACAAAGGACUUCUACAAGGAGUUACGUCUGAGAGGUUACCAGUAUAGGGGGCUAUUCCGUGGCGUAAUCGGAUGUAACGUGGAGUACACACGUGGUCGUUUAGCUUGGGUCAACAACUGGGUCACCUUCUUGGACUGCAUGAUGCAGAUGAAGAUCAUCAGACAAGACACCCGAAGACUUUACGUGCCAACCAGGAUUGAGAAACUGUGCAUAGAUUCUACUAUGCACUAUGACGCAACAUCCAAAAUGAAGACAGAUUCUACGAAACAGUCAUUUGGAAUUAAGGUGUAUCCGAAUGCCGAUGUUAUCAGGGCUGGUGGAGUUGAAAUUCGGGGCUUUCACGCGACACCUAUUUCAAGAAGAAUUCCUCUUGGCACACCAGUUUUAGAAAAACACAUAUUCAUUCCUAAUUUGGGGAAGUCUACGAUGAGGAUAGAAGAUAUUCUUAGAAGCAACAUUCAGCUCAUUAUUGAAAACAUGCAUACUUACAAAGUCAAAAUUAUUGAGAUUGUUGACGAUGAACAUAAAACUAACGGAUUUGAACUUAUUCGGAAUAAAGUAGCGGAUAUCGUAUGCGACGUGCCAUUUGUUCAAGCUGACAUAUCUGUUGUUUCUGAGAACAAAUUGAGGGUGAUUCGAGGAAAUGAUAAUCUUAUACUAAUUGGCGCUAAUUUGCUUCAGAGACCUGAUAUACUUGAAAAUGCAUCAAAAGCUGUCAAUGACAAAGGAUACAUCAUGAGUCGAGAAAGAAAACAAAUAAUUCCAAAAGAUUUCUCAAAUAAAUUCGACAUAAUUACCGUACAACGUACUGGCUUCGAAUAUAUGAUCCUCUUUCGGAAACGAGUUAGCGCAAAAGCGGCUAAAUUCAUUAAAGUUAUUUCAUCUGAUCAAAGAUUCGCUUGGAUUGAUAGAGUUAAGGAAGAAAUUAAAGACGCUCAAAAAGUCGUACUAUAUAGUCAAGAUGAGCCAAUAAAUGGACUAUUGGGUUUGAUUAACUGUCUGAGAAAAGAACCUGGUGGAGGAAUAUUUCAUGGUCUAUUGAUUGCCGAUCCUUCGGCACCUCCAUUCAAUCCAGAAUUAGCAUUCUAUAAACAGCAGUUGGACAUGGAUUUAGCAGUAAAUGUUUAUGAGAAAAGUCAAUGGGGCACGUAUCGCCACAUGCUUUUGGAUAGCAUGGAUACAAUGCAGGUCAACCACGCCUUUGUUAACACCGUCAAUAUUGGAGGCCUAUCCUCAAUCAGUUGGUUGGAGGGGCCCAUAAGAGAGAAUCUAGUUUUCAAGAAUCCAGAAAAUUAUCUCGUUCAUGUUUACUAUGCAGCUCUAAAUUUCCGUGACGUGGUAAUGGCAAUGGGACGCUUGACGGUCGACGCCGUCGCGAGAGGCAGAAUCGAACAAGAGUGCGUGCAAGGGUUCGAGGUCGUCGGCAGAACGUGCAAUGGUAACCGAGUUAUGGGCAUUGUAAAGAACAGCGGUUUGACGAACAUGGUGUUGGUAGAUAAAACGCUAUCAUGGGGCAUCCCUGAUGAAUGGACCUUCGAAGAGGCUGCCACUGUCCCUGUGGCUUACACGACUGCAUAUUAUGCUUUGGUAAUGGUAGGCCAGAUCCAAAGAGGAGAAUCAAUCUUGAUCCACGCUGGUUCUGGUGGUGUUGGUCAAGCAGCUAUCAACGUUGCUCUUUCCUUCGGAUGCGAAGUGUUCACUACUGUUAGUACUGAAGAGAAACGACUGUUUAUCAAGAAACUCUACCCGCAGCUUAAAGACAGCCAUAUAGGCAAUUCUCGCGACACAUCCUUCGAAGACAUGAUCAGGAAAGAAACAAACGGAAAGGGAGUGGAUUUGGUUCUCAAUUGUCUUUCAGAUGAGAGAUUACAGGCUUCGAUACGCUCUCUCGGAAAUCGCGGUCGAUUUCUCGAGAUUGGAAAGUUUGACAUCAACAACAAUGAGCCCGUCGGCAUGCACAAUCUCCUCAAGGAGAUCUCGUUCCACGGAAUUAUGUUGGACUACGUCCUCAACGAAGGCGAUGAAUUUAGAGAGAAUCUUCGAGAUCUUUUAUUAUCUGGUAUCCAAAGUGGCAUUGUUCGUCCGCUCACGCACUGCUCUUUCGAGAAGAGCCAAAUCGAGUACGCAUUCAGAUACAUGGCCGCUGGGAAACAUAUUGGAAAGGUGAUCAUUAAAAUUCGUGAUGAAGAAAAAAGUAGCCGUCAUACAAAACUACAGAGUAUACCCAUCGAUGCUGUUCCUAGAUACAUGUGUCAUGAAGAUUUAGUCUACAUUGUGGUUGGGGGUCUCGGGGGUUUUGGUCUGGAGCUUGCUGACUGGCUCAUCAUGAGAGGAGCCAGGAAAGUGUUGUUCAGCUCCAGUCGAGGAAUCACUAAUGGUUACCAGUCAUCGCGAUUGAGAGCGUGGGCGGGCUAUGGGGCCGAUGUUCAAAUUUCAACUCAUGAUGUCACAACGGAGGAAGGAUGUGAAAAAAUUUUGAAGAUGGCGAACGCUAUGGGAGAAGUUGAGGCGAUAUUCAACUUAGCAGUGAUAUUGAAAGAUUCCAUCUUCGAAAACCAGACUCCAGCCUCUUUUAUGACAUCGUUUGCACCCAAAGCACUGGCAACAAUGUAUUUGGAUAAGCUUUCAAAGAAAUUAUGCCCUAAGUUAAAGAACUUCGUCAUAUUCUCAUCUAUUACUUGCGGUCGUGGAAACGCUGGUCAGGCCAACUAUGGUUUUUCUAACUCCGUGAUAGAGAGGAUCUGCGAGUCGAGAAAGACGCUCGGUUUCCCGGCGCUGGCAGUACAGUGGGGUACCAUCAGGGACGUGGGUUUGGUAGCGGACAUGCAAGAAGGCCAAGAUGUCGAUCUAGAAUUCUGUGGAACUUUCCAACAGAGCCUUUCCUCCUGCCUCCUAACUCUGGACAAGUUCUUGAAACAGGAUGCCGUGGUAGUAUCGUCGAUGAUUGUAGCUAAAAAGAAGGCAGGAUGCUAUGGAUACGGAGGCAACGUUGAUUCAGUUGCACAGAUUCUGGGUAUUAAGGACCUCAAAAAAGUGUCUCCUCGAGUAUCUCUCGCUGAACUGGGUAUGGACAGUAUGAUGGCAGUAGAGAUCAAACAGACCUUACAGCGGGAAUUCGAGAUAUUCCUGUCAGCUCCAGAUAUCAGAAAAUUGACAUUUGGAAGGUUGAAAGAACUAUCAGCUCAAAAACAAGCGAAAGCAUCUACAUCAGUGUCAGUACAUCUAGGCCGGCCUGAAAAUGCGAUUGGACUCCAAGUGUUCAUUAGAAACUUAGGUGAUGAAAACUUAGCCUCGAAACCUUUUAUAUACAUGCCAUCUGUGAUCAGCCAUUUAGAGCUAUUGACCAAUAUAUCAGAUCAUGAAAAGGAGUUGAUAAUGUUCAUGCUGCCCGGCCUAGAAGGUUGUGCUGCGAGAAUGGUGCCUUUAUGUUGUAGUCUUAAAAUCAAGAUUUGCGUCCUGCAGUUUGGCAACGAAGAGAAGCGGGAUACCUUAGACACUUUGGUGAAUAGAUUACAUAAGACGAUGAAAUCAAUAUUAACUCUUAAAAGUUCGUUAAUACUCCUUGGAUACAGUUUUGGUACUUUGCCUAUGUUGAAAUUGGCGAGCAUUUUAGAAAACGAAGGUCACGAUGCCACAAUAUUUUGCUUAGACGGCAGUCCGGAUUACCUCUACAGAAUAAUGACCUCGUCCGUCACAAGCGACACUGAGUUACAAAACAGCCUAAUAAGUCAUAUAAUCGAAAUAAUUUCACCAAAAAAUAAAAUCAGCGACACACUCGUGAUGGAACUGAAAGAAAUCGAAUCGUACGAAGAGAGGAUUAAAUACGCUAUAAAAGUGUGUCCAACUCAACAGAACUAUUCGGAUAAUUUCUUAAAAUCAAUUAUAAAUGCGAGUUUCGACCGUAUAAAAAUGAUCCUCAAUCAAGUCGAGAUAAAGAAGGUCAAGGCUCCAAUAGUUCUAUUGCGUCCGAAAAAAAAUCCCCCAUUCUUGGUGAUCGAAGAGAAUUACGGCUUAGACAAACUAACGGAAGGCCACGUGACGGUACAUCUCGUCGAAUGUAACCAUGUCAGUAUAGUUGAGAAUAAGGAUUGUGCGAAUAUUAUUAAUAGUGUGUUAGCACAAGAUCGAGGAAAGAUUAACAAGGAUGCAAUAGCAAGUGGAAUCAAAAAGCAACUGUCAGUGGAAAUAUAA